Messenger RNA from Heterocephalus glaber (naked mole-rat), 1792 nucleotides. RefSeq names its product inositol polyphosphate multikinase (gene Ipmk). Gene Ontology annotation, cellular component: cytoplasm; nucleus. The record is from RefSeq and is a predicted model, not a curated record. NCBI's taxonomy places the organism in Eukaryota, Metazoa, Chordata, Mammalia, Rodentia, Bathyergidae. Gene Ontology annotation, biological process: inositol phosphate biosynthetic process. Gene Ontology annotation, molecular function: inositol-1,4,5-trisphosphate 3-kinase activity; inositol tetrakisphosphate kinase activity.
GGGAGGUGGGGCUGCCGUCGCCGUCCGGGCCCCUGGGAGCGCGGGGCGCUGCUGCCGGCUGGGCUUGGUCUUCUGGGCUGCGCCGAGCGGGAGCUGGGAGCCGUGCUCCGCCGAGAGUUGGGCAGGGAGCGCCCGCGCCUCCGCGGCGUCAUGGGCCCCCUUCCCGAGCCCCAGCGGGCACCGGCCGCGGGAACCCCCGGGCCUCCUCGCCGCCGAGCCUGAGAGACCCCCGGCUUCCCCUCCCUCUGCCCUAUUUUUUCCUGCUGUCGCCACCUCUGCUACCCCUUUGCUCUCCGUUAUGGCCACGGAGCCGCCAUCCCCGCUCCGGCUCGAGGCGCCCGGCACCCCAGAAAUGCGGACCCCACUGGCGAGCGAUGCCGCCCCCGAAGGCACCCCGCAGUCGGCGGGCGGCGGGCUGCGUUUUCUUAACGGCUGCGUGCCCCUCUCGCAUCAGGUGGCCGGGCACAUGUACGGAAAGGACAAAGUGGGAAUACUGCAACAUCCAGAUGGCACAGUGUUGAAACAGUUACAGCCACCUCCGAGGGGCCCCAGAGAGCUGGAAUUUUAUAAUAUGGUUUAUGCUGCUGAUUGUAGUGAUGGUGUUCUUCUAGAGCUACGAAAAUAUUUGCCAAAAUAUUAUGGUAUCUGGUCACCUCCCACUGCACCAAAUGAUUUAUACCUAAAACUGGAAGAUGUGACCCAUAAAUUUAAAAAGCCUUGUAUAAUGGAUGUAAAGAUAGGUCGAAAAAGCUAUGAUCCUUUUGCCUCAUCUGAGAAGAUUCAGCAACAGGUCAGCAAGUACCCAUUAAUGGAAGAGAUUGGAUUCUUGGUGCUUGGCAUGAGGGUUUAUCAUGUUCAUUCUGAUAACUAUGAGACACAAAACCAGCACUUUGGAAGAAACUUAACAAAAGAAACUAUAAAGGAUGGAGUCUCUAAGUUUUUUCAUAAUGGGUUUGGCUUAAGAAAAGAUGCAGUUGCUGCCAGUAUUCAGAAGAUUGAGAAAAUUCUGCAGUGGUUUGAAAGCCAGAAGCAGCUUAACUUUUAUGCAAGUUCAUUACUAUUUGUUUAUGAAGGUUCAUCUCAGCCAACCACUACAAAUCCAAAUGACAGAACUUUGGCAGAAAAGCUCUUGUCCAAAGGACAGCUGUCAGACACUGAAGCACUGGAGUACAAUAAUAACUUUCAUAGGUUAAGUUCCACAGUGAAUGGCAAACUAGAGUCUUCAGUAGGCAAGAACUUAUCCAAGGUGUAUGCUCGUCACAGAAAAGUGUGUUCAAAAAAGCAUCACAGUCAGACUUCACUGAAAGUUGAAAAUAUGGAGCAAGACAAUGGAUGGAAAAGCGUGUCACAAGAACACUUAAAUGGAAAUGUACUUUCCCAACUGGAAAAAGUUUUCUACCAUCUUCCCACUAGUUGCCAAGAAAUUGCAGAAGUAGAAGUGCGAAUGAUAGAUUUUGCUCAUGUAUUCCCUAGCAACACAAUAGAUGAGGGAUAUGUUUAUGGUUUAAAGAAUUUAAUUACUGUACUUCAAAGUAUUUUAGACAAUUGAAUCUUUUGCUGUAGUCUUUUUAAGGAGUGGGCCAACUAUACUGAAGAGCAGCAGUCUAUCUGCAUCUGUAAUGGUAUGUAAAAAAUUUGUAUUGUGAGUAGACAUUUUAUUUGUCUUUAUACUUUUGGUAGAAAGGUUAUCUUUUUUAUACUCUUACUCAGGAAUACUAAUUUGUUCAUUAGAAAACUAUGAAGAAUAAAGAAACAGGAAUGUUAAGCAGGGACUGUGGCAGUACAUGGCUUC